Saccoglossus kowalevskii is the source of this 2612-nucleotide messenger RNA. Its product is annotated as bromodomain-containing protein 8-like. Gene Ontology annotation, molecular function: protein binding. NCBI's taxonomy places the organism in Eukaryota, Metazoa, Hemichordata, Enteropneusta, Harrimaniidae. Gene Ontology annotation, cellular component: NuA4 histone acetyltransferase complex. The record is from RefSeq and is a predicted model, not a curated record.
UUUGUAUUCUUACCUUGUCACUGAUUUAGAAUUAGCUAAAUCAGAUUUGCCAUCGUAAGAAUUUUUCGUAUCAGAUAUAAGUCAUGACUAUUGCAGUUAUAUAAUACAGUUUUAGGGCUUGGAGGUGUUAGUAGGUUUGAAUUUACAAAAACAUUCAGCGUGAACAGGACGUAGUCAACAGUCUGGGAACAAGGUAAAGAGGAAAUAACAUGGCGGCUGUUCAAAGGACAUUACUGAAAAGUGCACCAACUGACAAAUGGUCAGUCAGAGAAAGACUAUGUCUUGGAUCGUCUGUCUUGAGAAGUGGAGAUCAAAACUGGGUGUCAGUUAGCAGAGCCAUCAAACCAUUUGGUGAGCCAAAUAGACCUGCUGAUUGGUUUUCACAAAAGAAUUGUGCCUCUCAAUAUUCUGAAAUGCUGGAAACAGUUGAAACACCAAAGCGUAAGCGCAGCAGUGACCGCGGUGAAGUAGAAACACCAGGAGACCUAAUUGUAAGAAAAUUAACAGCUGAAAGAAUCGAAGAAUUAAAGCAACAAAUUGAGGAAGAUCAGAGGGAAUACAGAAAAACGAAAGCACAGAUUGAAAAAAUUAGAAGAGGGGAAUCGGAUCAUUCAUUAAAACAGAUUUGGGAGGAAGUACAAGCGCAAAAGAAAGCUUCAGAGGAAGCCGUAGAAGCGAUGAGACUUGCCAGUGAAGCUAAAGCAGCUGCUAAUGCAGCUAAACCACCAGGUAGACCCGUAGCACAACCGCCAAAUAAAUCCAGAAAGAGAGUACAGAACUUACGAGGACGACAACAGUCAUCUUCACAAGGAUCAGGAACAGAUGAACGAGGAGAAAGUGAUAGUGGCACUGACACACCAACUGAGGUGUUAACUCCAGAAGCUGUUGUAUCUUCAGAGAUGCCACAAAACAAAGAGGUAACGUGUAGCCACAACAACCCCUUCACUAAAACUGCACCACCUUCACCUCUGUUGUCUUCGCUACUUAAGGAUAGGCAUCAGAGUCUUGUCUUGCAACAAGGACUAACUUCCCUUAAGGAGCCUAUUGAGAGUACUUUACCCAAACAUCAACUAGAAAUGCCAAGUGCCGAUGUUAGUAGUGCCCAAACUCCAAGUCCAUUGACACCAAGUCCUGUCGUACCAACAUCACCAUGUUCAGGUGCUCCUACAUUAUCUAAAUUGCUGAAUUCACCAAAAACUAUCUCAUCCUUGUCAAUACCAAAUACAAAUACAGUACAUGUGGUUGGUGGAGACUCUGUGAAGCCAUCAAUUAUCGAACCCACUAGUAAAGAAACCAGGAGGAGCAUUGAACUUGUCAGUAUACCAAGUAUAGAAAUCCAGGAUGAGGCUUCAGUGGACAGUGUGAAAGAGGAAAUCCCUUCUAAUCCCCUAUCUGAUGAAAAGCCUUCUGAAUCUACAGAAUUGCUUGUUAAUGCUGAUAGCAGUAGGUCAGUAGAUAAAUCAGCAAGUGAGACUAGCAAGGAGGCUGCUGUGACCAGUAUUAGUGCAGCUAGUGAUACUAACAAGGAGUCUGGUAUGACAAGGAUUGGUGCAGCCGUUGAGACCAGCGUUGGUGCAGCCGUUGAAACAAGUACAACCAGUGUUGGUGCAGCUGUUGAGACCAGUACGACCAGUGCAACCAUGGAAACAACUGGCAAGACAUUAGAAGUUGAUCUGGACAAAAUGCUUGCAGAAAAUAAGAAACGAGACAACAUAGCAGUGUGUGAGCCGGAUAAGUGUACAGAGAAGAUGAUAGACACUCAGACCCCUGUGAAAGAAGCUGAGCCUGUUGAGAACAAAUCCAGUGUUAGUCUUAAUGUAGAUGAUGAGGUUUCUUUUAAAGAGGGUCCUUCAUCACCAAGUAGCAGUACAUCAUCAGCUCGACCUGAAGACAAUCGAUCUGCCAGGAGACGCGGAGGUGCUAAGGCUAGAACAGCUGGAAGUAGGCAGAGUGCUAGGGUUAGAAAUAGAGAAAAGCAGGAAGAUGAAAAUGAGAAUGAGAGCGCUGAGAAGCCAGUUAAGAAAGAUGAGACAAGUGAAGGAGGUAGUAUCGAUGGAAGGAAAGAGGAGGAUAGAAGCGAAGCCGAUGAGUCAGAGUGUAAUGAGGUGGGAGGAGCUGGUGGUGAUAGCGGAGAUGAGGGGAGUUCCACUGCUGCAUCCACUAAACCACCACAACAGUUCUCAUUCUACAGUGAUUCAGUGCCCAGCAGUCCAGCAUCUUUUUCACAAGGUGACGAUCCUGAAGCGAUUCAAGCACAAAAAGCCUGGAAGAAGUCCAUAAUGAUGGUAUGGAGGGCAACAGCAUCUCAUAAAUAUGCAAAUGUUUUCUUGCAUCCAGUCACAGAUGAACUAGCACCCGGUUACCACAGCAUUGUGUACAGACCCAUGGAUUUGUCAACCAUUAAAAAAAACAUAGAAACUGGAGGUAUCCGCACAACUAGUGAAUUCCAACGAGACAUUAUGUUAAUGUUUCAAAAUGCUAUAAUGUAUAAUAAUUCAGAUCAUGAUGUCUAUCAUAUGGGUAUUGAGAUGCACAGAGAUGUCAUGGAACACAUACAGGUACUCACUUACAUACUUCUUGUUCUCUGUCAAAUUUGUCUAGCAGGUUGUUAG